Molecule: messenger RNA, 1892 nt
Organism: Daktulosphaira vitifoliae (grape phylloxera)
Lineage: Eukaryota; Metazoa; Arthropoda; Insecta; Hemiptera; Phylloxeridae
Product: endoplasmic reticulum lectin 1
Exons: 9
Coding region: 136-1722 (528 amino acids)
Biological process (GO): retrograde protein transport, ER to cytosol; endoplasmic reticulum unfolded protein response
Cellular component (GO): endoplasmic reticulum lumen
Source: RefSeq, a predicted model, not a curated record
UUAUGAUAAUUUUGAAUACUAUUGUUUUUAAUUUUGUGCUUAAGAAAAAGAAAAACAUAAAAUCAUGGACAUAAUAUUAAAUUAAAAAUAAAGAAUUUAUAAAAUUUAUUCGAUUAAAUUGGUAAUAUUUUUAUUAUGGUGGUUUUUAGAAGUAUACUUUAUAUUUUUGUCUUGUUAUUGGUUGCAUUUUGUCAAUCACAAGAUUUUAAGGGAUUCGAUGAUACAAUAUUAUAUAAAAUAAAUUGGCCUGGUAAAGAUGCAGCUGAUUUAGUUACGGAAAAUGAACAGAAUAAAUUAUAUGUUAAAUCACCUCUUGGAGAAUCAUAUCAAUGUAUUCUGCCUCAGCAUGAUGAAGAAAAUAGGGAAUCUGGAUCUCCUUAUGAUGGUCCAAGUCCUUUAGAGUUGUUAUCUCCUUUAUUUUCUAAACAAGCUUGUUCAUAUAGAGUGGAUACUUACUGGAUUUAUGAAGUAUGUCAUGGAAAACAUGUAAGGCAAUAUCAUAAUGAAAGAGAAGAAAAAUCACAAAAAGAGCAAGAGUAUUAUUUAGGAAAAUGGACUGUUUUUGAUAGUCUUAAAUUAGAAGAAGAAUUAAAAAGACUAACAACUUUUAACUAUCCUGGACCAACUCAAACAAGGAAGAUUGAAGGUAUUAAUUUGCCAUAUUUUCAAAUGAAUAUGACAGAUGGUACAAUCUGUGAUUUAAAUGGACGUCCACGACAUACAAAUGUUUUAUAUGUAUGUUAUCCGCAAAGUAAACAUAAUGUAUUUUCAGUUAAAGAGACAUCAACAUGCCAAUAUGAAGUAAUUGUUAUGACUUCAUUAUUAUGUGCACAUCCCUGGUACAAGCCAUCAAAUAAUGAUGAAUUAAGUAUUGAUUGUUUGCCAGUGGGGGAAUCACCACGUAAACCACAUAAUUUAAGAGUACUUCAGUCUGAUAGAUCCAAAUUGAAAAAACAAUUAAAAGUUUUGACUGAUCCACUCAAUAAACAAGACAAAUACAUAGUAGCUGUUUCAAUUGAAAAGAAUGGAGAAGCUCAAAUACGAGUAAAACUACAACCUAUAAAUUCUGAAAAUGAAGUUAAAGAAAAAAUUAAAGUUAAAAAUAAUAUGAUUGAAUCACAUAAAAGAGUGACCAACGAAAUAAAUGAAUUUUUUAAUAGUGAAUUAUGUUUAGAUGGAGGAUCUGGUUGGUGGAAAUAUGAAAUUUGUUAUAAAAAACAUGUUAGACAAGUACAUAAGGAAAAAGGAAAGCCUGAUAUUGUUGUUAAUUUAGGAGAAUUUCAUAUGGAAGAACAUAUAAAAUGGCUUGAGCGAAAUCCAGAAAAAAAAGCAAAAAGUGGUAGUCAUAAAAAUUACAUUUCUCAUUAUUAUUCAUUUGGUAGUAUUUGUGAAGAAACCGGAGAACGAAGAGAAACCGAGGUACGAUUUAAAUGUAUAAAUAAUCGAAAGCCAGAUUAUCAAGUUGCUUUGUAUUUAUUGGAACCAAAAACUUGUAAAUAUAUAUUAACUGUGGAAUCCUCAGCAAUCUGUGAUUUUUUAUUGCAUGCAGAUGAAAAUAACAUGUUAAUGUCUUUGGAAAAGAAAUCAAUUAAUAAUAAUGUAUUAACUAUAGAAAAUACUGAAAAACUUGUUAAUACAGUUAUUGUGAAUAAUGAAGAUACUAAAAUAGAUGAUAAAAAAAAAAAAACGGAAUCUAAAGAAAAGCCUAAAAUUGAACUCUAAUUUGAUUUUUUUAAUUAUUUGUUAUUUAAAAAGUUUUCUUUCAUAAAUGAUGAUGUUGUGAAUAAUAGAUGUUUUUUUCAAUGUGUUAAAUCUUGCAAUUCUAUUUGCACAUUUCAAAGAAUUUUUAAAAAUGUUAUACUCAAAUAUACCGGUGAUUAUGUAAAUUUUAA